Molecule: messenger RNA, 648 nt
Organism: Sphenostylis stenocarpa
Lineage: Eukaryota; Viridiplantae; Streptophyta; Magnoliopsida; Fabales; Fabaceae
Source: the annotation of a GenBank genome assembly
AUGGAACCUGCACAACGCAACUGCUGCACGUGCUCCCUCAGCACCAUCUUGUCCCUGGGUCUCUCCGCGCUCUUCCUCUGGUUCACUCUCCGCACCUACCCUCCCAAAUGCUCCAUCAAAUCCCUCUCUCUCCUCACCCGAAACGACACCGUCGUCUUUCAACUCUCUCUUCAAAACGAGAACAACGACAAGGGCGUCAAAUACGACGCCGUUCACCUCGCCUUCGCGGUCUUCCUCGACAACACCACCACGCACCCUCUCGCCAACGCCACGCUCCGGCCAUUCUACCAGGGCCACGGAAAAACCACGCGUAAGUGGGGCUCCGCCGUGGCGCCACACGCUGCCCGACUCAACCGCACAGCGGCGGUGAAGAACGGGAGUGUGUUCCUGCGCGUGGAGUUCGCGACCAGGGUGAAGUAUAAGAUGUGGUUGAACUUUUACAUUAAACGGCACCGUUUGGUCGGAGGGGCUAAUGUUGAGGUUAAUGCUAGCUCCGGGGAGAAAGUGGAACCUAAAGCAAUUAGACUCGGAAACGUGCCUCCCAGACUCGCGUCCCGAGCUGUGGAGGUUCGGAAUUGGUAUGUGUCGUUGGUCGGAAUUUUUGUCUCUGGAUUUUUUCUCGUUGCGGCUACUUGUGUUGACCGUUGA